UGUAUCAAGAAAUUUGUUCGAACGAGGAGGAGUUUCGCAGAUGCGGUUUCUGCUCUCUGCCGUCAACUACUCGCGCUCCUGAAGGAGAUAUUUUCUCCAGAACUAGAGAGUUUCUCUACGAAACACGAGCCUGGGUACCUCAAGCGUCAGAAUGAGGACGACUGAGACCGCUUACUUGGGGGAGACUUGGAAGUGUGGGGAUAAGUUGAAGAUUAAAAGCAGAGGAGAUGAGGUUGGGACUGAAGAAGAAGAUGAUUGAAAUUGCUAGAAGAAAAAAUGCUUCCUACAAGUAGGAACUACUGGAGAAAGACAGCGAG
Molecule: messenger RNA, 317 nt
Organism: Amoebophrya sp. A25
Lineage: Eukaryota; Dinophyceae; Syndiniales; Amoebophryaceae
Source: the annotation of a GenBank genome assembly